Molecule: messenger RNA, 1938 nt
Organism: Micromonas commoda
Lineage: Eukaryota; Viridiplantae; Chlorophyta; Mamiellophyceae; Mamiellales; Mamiellaceae
Exons: 2
Coding region: 1-1938 (645 amino acids)
Biological process (GO): mRNA 5'-splice site recognition; RNA processing
Cellular component (GO): U2-type prespliceosome; commitment complex; U1 snRNP
Molecular function (GO): protein binding
Source: RefSeq, a predicted model, not a curated record
AUGCCGGUGAUGUCGGUGACCCUCUCGGGAGAUGCCCGUGCGCAUCCGGGCGUGGGAACCCCGCCGUCGGCGAACGGAGACGCCAGGCCCAAGACGCGCGGAUGCCCAACCGUACCGCUGUGGGACAAGGUUCGCGCCGAUCCCGCGGACUUCAACUGCUGGACCGCCCUCAUCGGCGCCGCCGAACGGACCGAGGACGUGCACAAGAUCCGAGCCGUCUACGACGCCUUCCUCGCCGAGUUCCCGCUGUGCUACGGCUACUGGAAGAAGUACGCCGACGCCGAGUCGAGGCUCGCGGGAAUCGACGGCGUGGAGCACGUGUACGAGCGCGCCACCCACGCGUUCCCCUACAGCAUCGAUCUGUGGACCCAACGGGCGUCGCACGCCAUCGCGAUGCGACGCGACGCGGAAAAAGUUCGCGAGCUGUUCGAGAGCGGACUCGCGUACGCGGGCACGGACUGGCUGGCGCACCCGCUGUGGGACGCGUACAUUCACUUCGAGCAGCACAGCGGCUGUGGGUCUCCCGUGCACGUCACCAGGCUGUACGGCAGGGUGCUGCGGGUUCCCCUGAAGGAGCUCGACAAGUACUGGGCCGGGUUUGAGACGUUCGUCACGAACCGGAGCCCGUCGGCGGUGAUACCGCCGGAGGAACUAAGAGCCAUCGACGCGGCGGUGGGAGGGAUCCCACCCAAGGGGGCGACGGCACCCGGCGCCACCGCGGCGUCGAGGCUCGCUACCGAUGCCGCCGCGUCGAACGGAGUAGACGGAGGAGACGGCGCGGAGGAGGCUGCCGAGGCGGCGGCGCGGGCGGCGGCGACGGAGGCUGCGGGCGGGUCCGACCCGCGGCUGCUUCGGUUCCGAGACGUUCGAUUCGAAACGUACCGGGCGACCUUGGCGGUGAGGGCGACGCGCGAGCCCUUCGAACAGCGAGUCAAGCGCCCCUACUUCCACGUCAAGCCCCUCGACGACGCGCAGCUGGCGAACUGGGACACGUACCUGGACAACGAGGAGCGCGCCGGGGACGUCUCCAGCGUGACCCGCUUAUACGAGCGGUGCCUCGUGCCGUGCGCGUCCUAUUCGCGGUUUUGGCUCAGGUACGCGCGGUGGCAGGCGUCGGAUGCGGGGCAGGGCGUCGCCGCCGCGAGAGCCGCGCUGCAACGCGCGGCGAACGUGUUUUGCAAGCGCGACGUCGAGGUGCAUUUCGCGCUCGCUCGGUUCGAGGAAGCCGUCGGCGACGUCGACGCCGCGAGAGCCGCGUACGCCCACGUGGCGGAUGACGUGGCGCCCGGCCUCCUCCGAUGCGUCGUGGAGCGCGCCAACCUCGAGCGGCGGGCGGGUGCCUUGGACGUCGCUAAGGAGACGUACGAGCGCGCGAUGCAGGUUGAGAAGAGCCGCGAGGGCGCCGGGAGCAAAGCGUACGGGGUGUUGGCGUGCAAGUACGCGGCGAUGCUUCACGAGGCGUGCGGCGACGUCGAGGGCGCUCGGAAGGUGUACGAGCGCGCGGCGGAGGUAGGGGACGGCGCCAACGCGCUGGUGUGGGACGGGUGGCUCAACUUUGAGCGGUCCGUCGGGGCGAGCUUCGCGAACGUCCGCGCCGUCGUCGAGCGGUGCUGCGACGGCGUUUUCGACGAACCCCGAACGAGCGGGUCUCAUCCGUCGGGGCUUCAGCCGAGGCUUCCCGAACGCGAUCGAGCUCGGAUCUCCUCCGCGCUGGUCGAGUACGCGGACCUGGUGGGCACGACUGAACAGCUCGCGGACGCGGAGAGGGCGCACGAGCGCAGGUUCCCGGCUCGAGCGGGGGGCGGGGGCGGGGAGGACGGGGGCGCCGGGCGGAAGAGGUCAGCCGCCGCCGCGGGCGUCGAGGACGUCGCGGCGCACCACGCCGCCUACUACGCCCAGCGCGGGUAUCAGUUACCCGCGCAGUAUUAUCAUCAAUAG